This is a messenger RNA of Paramuricea clavata, 6895 nucleotides long. The record is from the annotation of a GenBank genome assembly. Lineage: Eukaryota; Metazoa; Cnidaria; Anthozoa; Malacalcyonacea; Plexauridae.
AUGUUACUCAAGGAUGAAGCAAUAGUCUCGGCGCUUCCCAAGAGAAUUCCCAAACCAAUACGUCUUGAAGACUUAGAGAAGAUUGGUUUUCCUCCUCAGAUCAACCAGUUACCUCUCAACAUGCAUCCGUUUGUAAAUGGUCCUCCUAAACUUAUCAGACCUCCGCCCGGAUUUCCUUCGAACAUCAGGGUAAGUAUUGAUGAAAGAUUUCCUUGACCCCCUAUAGAAAUAGCAAUGGCCAAAACGGUUGGAAAAACACCAUGGGACCAUUGGUCCCAGAAAAUUUUGAGUUCCCAGAAAAUAUUUCCCUGGAAAGAAAGGAGAAAUUCCAAGGAAAAUUGUAGGCAAUAGAAAGAAUGUUACCUUCACUGGAAGAUGUGAGCUCAGAAAUGCAAUAUGAGCAGAAUAUGAGUUCAGAAAUGCAAUUAUAAGUGCAUCCAUUUUAAUAAUGCGAUAGUGUAUAAAUAAUUAGACCAUGGAUUGUAAAAUAACUGGAUAGGAAACUUCCUGACGUCACAGUUUAAACCUAGUUGCAAUCUGUGACGUCACGCGUAUUGCCAAAGUUCUCGGCAUUUUUGUUGUUUCGCUAUAUUUUCCACUUUAAAAGAGUAAUAUUGAAGCAUAAACUGGUCUAAUUGUUUUAAAAACAUGCCUAAGCCACGACAAAGUAUUCAAGUUUGUAAGAACGAUGCAACAAAAGUUGUAUGACAAAUAUAAUGCAUUUGUAGCCGCCAAUCUGGGACGCGUGAUUUUCAAAAUUUUCUGGGGCAGGUUCAAAGCUGGGUUAGCUUAACCCUAGGUUAACCUAAAAUUCAAAGCAAACUUCCUGACAGCUUGUCUAUAAAUUAUGUCCAUAUUUCUUCAGAGAUCUUGUCUGGAUCGAUAGCAGUUUACUUCUCUGCAGAAGUGCAGAAAUAUACAAACUAAAACAGGGGGUUAAAUUUUAACCCAGGGUUCGCGCUAACCCACCUUUGAACAACCGAGCCCAGGAGGAGCAAGGUUUUAAAAUGUUAGCAAAGUUUUUUUACUCAUUAACAUUUUUCCUUUUCAGACUCCAUAUCCACUGCAGUCGACUCCGUACAUGCAAUCCCCCAUUCCACCUGUUCCACAGAAUGUGACCAUGGCUCAGGCGCAUGCUCAAGCGAUGUACACCGCUAUGAUGAAUCAAAGAAUGGGGUUUCCACAACCUUUCCCCCGCACCCCACCCUCCCAACCUGUCCACUUCCCAAGACCUGUUUAUCAUUCUGACCCAGGUACACGUGUGGUCGUGUUUAAACCUGGUUCACACUGGCCAUGGACAACUUGCAUGUUAGACUAAAUUUUAAUCUAAGUAAAGAGAAGGGAAUCAAACACCACAGCUGAAAAGAACAUAGUGAAAUUAGUAAAAUUGCAAAAUUUGGUUGCGAAAUGUUGUAAAAUACAGAAAAUAUAGCCUUGCGGAGUUUGUAUAUUUUCAGUAUAUUUGUAUUACGUGCGGAAAUUGUUACUAUUUUCGGCUCAAAAAUGGUAACAAUUUCCGCACGUAAUACAAACAUACUGAAAAUAUGCAAACUUCGCAAGGCUAUAUUUUCUGUAUUUUACAAUAUUUCGUAACCAAAUUUUGCAAUUUUACUAAUUUUAAUAAGUUCUUUACGGGAAUUUACUUUUCUUUGCCCAAAUCAAAAAUUAGUCGAACAUGCAAGUUGUCUAUUUUGUCGGCGGUGUUUCUCCUCUUGACAAAUGUGAUCGAAUGAAUGAGAUGGAAAAGACUUAGAAUGGACCAUUUGCAUUAUAGACAAAAUUUUGAUCUAAACAAGUCUGGACAAAAAUUUCAUCACAGCUUGAAAGAGCAUCACAAAAUUAGUAAUAUUCCGGAGUUUCGUUGCGAAAUGUUGUAAAAUGCGGAUAAUAUAGCCUUGCGAAGUUUGCAGUUUUCAGUCAUUUUGUAUUACAAAUGGGAAAUUGAUAAUCAGUUUGAUCAUCUGAUUAUCAAUUUCCCAUUUGUAAUGCAAAAUGGCUGAAAAACGGCAAACUUCGCAAUGAUAUAUUUUCCGCAUUUUACAACAUUUCGCAACGAAACUUCGAAAUAUUACUAAUUUUGUGAUGCUCUUUCAAGCUGUGAUGAAAUUUUUGUCCAGACUUGUCUAGAUCAAAAUGUCUCUCAAAAGGGGAAAGGUCUAUUGGAGUUUGCCUUUACAACCGGGUAAAAAUCUUACAGCUUUGUCAACAAUGCACCCCUACUCAUAUAUUUGAAUUUCCUUUUAAAACCCUUAGGUCAUCUGAGACAGCGUGGCCCACCUAUGAACAUUCCACAUCAACAUGGUCGUUUCAUGACCCCACAACCACGCAACACGUGGAAUAACACGCGUGGUGGUCGCAACUAUGACAACCGUAGACGUCAGCAAAAUUACUCGGAGUCCCCAACUUUUAAAUAUGUUCCACAAUAUUAUGUGGGUAGCUACGAGGAUGACGAGGGUGAAUCAGGGACAUUGAUGACCGCGAAGGAGAAAGAUUGGAUAAUCAGGAUACAAUUGAUGCAGCUGACCAGUGAUAAACCGGAACUCGAUGAUUAUUAUUUUCAUGUAAGUCGAUGCACAACUUUCAUCAGACCCAUUUCCACUCAAGAAAAAUUUCCACGGACAGAACAUUUUCCGAAAAUGUCAUUGUUAAAAGUUGAAAAUUUUCAAUUUCAAAAUUUUUUUCCGACGGAAAAUUUGUCUCGGCCAAUCACAAAAUUUACAAAAUUUUCUUUCUGCGGAAAAUUUUCCUGAAUGGUAAUGGACCUUUACGGUGACGUUCAAACAUAUGAGAGGAUUUUGGGCAAUCUCACUCCAUAUAACUAAUUGUUAUAGGGAAUUGCAGAUGUAAAUUUGAGGUGGACUUUUUAUACAUUUAUGACAAAACCUCCAAAAAUACUUUCCAACAAAAUCUUGAUAUUUACCCAUAACCUAUACAUGACAGUACCUUAGUGUUUAUACAUGAACUUGUUGUUACAGUUCGACAACUGUCUCUCUGUAGCUCAGUUGGUUAGAGCUCGACAACUGUCUCUCUGUAGCUCAGUUGGUUAGAGCUCGACAACUGUUUCUCUGUAGCUCAGUUGGUUAGAGCUCGACAACUGUCUCUCUGUAGCUCAGUUGGUUAGAGCUCGACAACUGUCUCUCUGUAGCUCAGUUGGUUAGAGCUCGACAACUGUCUCUCUGUAGCUCAGUUGGUUAGAGAUCGACAACUGUCUCUCUGUAGCUCAGUUGGUUAGAGCUCGACAACUGUCUCUCUGUAGCUCAGUUGGUUAGAGCUCGACAACUGUCUCUCUGUAGCUCAGUUGGUUAGAGCUCGACAACUGUCUCUCUGUAGCUCAGUUGGUUAGAGCUCAACAACUGUCUCUCUGUAGCUCAGUUGGUUAGAGCUCAACAACUGUCUCUUUGUAGCUCAGUUGGUUAGAGCUCAACAACUGUCUCUCUGUAGCUCAGUUGGUUAGAGCUCAACAACUGUCUCUCUGUAGCUCAGUUGGUUAGAGCUCAACAACUGUCUCUCUGUAGCUCAGUUGGUUAGAGCUCGACAACUGUCUCUCUGUAGCUCAGUUGGUUAGAGCACUGCACGGGAAUCACAGGACCGCAGGUUCAAUUCCCGCCAGACGGUCGAUGCUCAGAAUCCAGAAUUUCUUCUUUCCGUAUUUAGACAUUCGAAAGGCGUCGUUUGGCUAAAGAAAGAUCUCGAAAUACAACUGGAGUGGAACUGGAGACAAACCAUACCAACAAAGAUAUUGAAAUGACGUUACCUCACGUGACCAAAGGGGACCAUAAUUACAAACCAAGUAAGGAAAUGGACAACUUGCAUAUUAGACUAAAUUUUAAUCUAAGUAAAGAGAAGGGAAUCAAACACCACAGCUAAAAAGAACAUGAUGAAAUUAGUAAAAUUGCAAAAGUAAAAUUUAAAAAGGUUACUAACUGUGUAAACUACAAAAUAAAUCUAAAACAAAGCAAGUAAUUUAAGAGUUUAGGUUCUGAACACUUUCAACAUUGAAAAAAAUCGCCUCGUAAUAAAACGAAACUUUUAACUUAAACAUACUGAACUUGUGGGUGAUCAGGUUUAGGUUUCUGCCAGUCAAAUAUAUUCCUCGGAAUCUAGGAAAUGUCAUGAGAGUUUAGAUUUAAAAAUGUUCAGGGUGUGUGACAUGCUGUCUUUCUUUCAUCUAGCAAAGUUUGAAGGAUCCCUCGGUCAGGUUUCCGUUGGCUCAGUCUUCCACCCUCGUGAAGUUGUUCAGGUUGGUGAUUCUGGAAAACCUAAAGGACCAGUAAGUAUCUUUAUUUAUAUACUGGAUAGCUCUAUCGGAUCUAAACUGUUCUUCCUAGAGGUCCAGUAAGGAUCAUCUCUUAUUGAUCAAGUGUUACUACAGGAGGAAACCUAAACUAAACUAACUUUAUUUAUACUGGAUAGCUCUAUCAGUUCUAAACUGUUCUUCCUAGAGGUCCAGUAAGGAUCAUCUCUUAUUGAUUCAGUGUUACUACAGGAGGAAACCUAAACUAAACUAACUUUAUUUAUACUGGAUAGCUCUAUCAGUUAUAAGCUAUUCUUCCUAGAGGUCCAGUAAGGAUCGUCUCUUAUUUUUUACUUUUUAUCCUAGGUUGGCUCAUUGAAGGAAACAAAAAAGAAAUAUCAAUUGCUGUUAACAAUUGAAAAGGUCAGUUCGCUGUCAAUUACUUCCGAAGAAAAAAAUUCAAAAUGGAACUUUGUCCGUUUGGAAUUCGGGUUUUAUAUCGCGUGAGUUUAAAAGAACGUAUUUAUUAAUUUUAGGGAUUUGAUCAAAUACUCCCAAUAGAAGACCUGGAACGCAUGGCCCUUCAAGUACCACAUGACAUUCGGUAAGUUACGAGAAGAAGAGAUGUGGACCAGGGGCUGGUCAUUGUUCGCAAGCACUGCAAGCUGAUCAACUUAACCCAAGGUUAACGUAAAAUUCAAAGCAAAUUUCCCAAGAGCUUGUUUAUAAAUUUGGAACUAUUUCUUCGGAAGUCUUGUCUGUAGGAGUUGUGAUGUUUUGAAAUAAACAGACGUGCAGAAAUGCAUAAACUAAAACAUGGUUUAGCGUUGAUCCAGGUUUGAACAACCGACUCAGGCCAAGAUGAUCUAUUUCCCUUCCUUGCAACAAAUUUGCAGAAUUACUGAAUAGAAUUGUUCUACCUUUAGACCACAACUACGUGAGAGGCGGGAGAGAUUAUGUCAACGUUGUUUUGAUUUGCUGAAUUUAAAACCUCAAAAAGAUUCUAAUAAAAAGUAAGUGUUAUUACGUUUUCCUGUAGUAUUAACCGAAUAGAUCAAUAAGAGAUGAUCUGAUCCCUACUGGACCUCUAGGAGGAACAGUUUAGAAUUGAUAGAGCUAUCCAGUAUAAAUAAAGUUAGUUUAGUUUAGGUUUCCUCCUGUAGUAAAGCUGGAUCAAUAAGCGAUGAUCCUUACUGGACCUCUAGGAAGAACAGUUUAGAAUUGAUAGAGUUAUCCAGUAUAAAUAAAGUUAGUUUAAUUUAGGUUUCCUCCUGUAGUUACACUGGAUCAAUAAGAGAAGAUCCUUACUGGACCUCUAGGAAGAACAGUUUAGAAUUGAAAUCUGCUGUGUUGGUGUAAUGUACUCAGGUGAAUAAGAUGUUUGUGUGAUGUUACUCUGAGUGUAUAUCCACACCGGGCAGGCUUGAAAAAUAUGCUUGGCCACGGCGGGAUCCCGCCGUGGCCAGGCAUAUUUUUCAAGCCUGCCCGGUGUGGAUAUACACUCAGAGUUUAGAAUUGAUAGAGCUAUCCAGUAUAUAUAAAGUUAGUUUAGUUUAGGUUUCCUCCUAUAGUUACACUGGAUCAAUAAGAGAUGAUUCUUACUGAACCCUAGGGAUAACAGUUUAGAACUGCAUGAUAGAGCUAUUCAGUAUAAAUAAAGUUAGCUUGUGAUUUUGUUUGACUUGUCGAUCAGCUUAGUAUUCCCUUGCUAUAGUUGAAUGAUUUCUUAUGAAAUAUUGUAAAUGAGCGUUGUGGAUUGUAAUAAUCUUUGUCAUUUUUUAGACACAAUGAUGAAACAGUUCUACAAAUGUUGUCGGUUAGAAAGGGAAAACGGUUUUUGAGUAAAGUUCUUCGCAUUGUCAGAGAGGCAAGUGGAACUAAAUUGUACUACUUUUUUCUCAUAAGAACUCCGUUUUGAAACGCCAGAACUCCGUUUUCAAAAGCCACAACUCAGUUUUCAAAAGCCAAAACUCAGUUUUCAAAUGCCAGAACUCCGUUUUCUAAAGCCAAAACUCAGUUUUCAAAUGCCAGAACUCCGUUUUGAAAUGCCAGAACUCCGUUUUCAAAAGCCAAAACUCCGUUUUCAAAUGCAAGAACUCCGUUUUAAAAUGCCAGAACUCCGUUUACAAAUGCCAGAACUCCGUUUUCAAAUGCCAAAACUCAGUUUUCAAAUGCCAAAACUCAGUUUUCAAAAGCCAGAACUCCCUUUUCAAAUGCCAAAACUCCGUUUUCAAAAGCCAAAACUCAGUUUUCAAAUGCCAAAACUCAGUUUUCAAAUGCCAAAACUCAGUUUUCAAAUGCCAAAACUCAGUUUUCAAAAGCCAGAACUCCCUUUACAAAUGCCAGAACUCCGUUUUCAAAAGCCAAAACUCAGUUUUCAAAUGCCAAAACUCAGUUUUCAAAUGCCAAAACUCAGUUUUCAAAUGCCAAAAAUCCGUUUUGAAAUGCCAGAACUACCUUUUUAAAAGCCAGAACUCCGUUUUCGAAAGCCAGAACAUUUCUUAUCAAUCCUUCAAAACUUAGAAUUUACCCAUGCAAAAUUUCUACGUUGAGUACUUUGAAACGUUGAUGGUUGUUGUAACCGUUGUGCAUUUUGUAUAACACAGGAUCAGCGUCACGAGAUUGCUCUGGCCGUCACAAGAAACUUACGAAUAUUUACAA